Messenger RNA from Portunus trituberculatus (swimming crab), 4583 nucleotides. RefSeq names its product TBC1 domain family member 23-like (gene TBC1D23). The record is from RefSeq and is a predicted model, not a curated record. The transcript has 18 exons. Gene Ontology annotation, biological process: retrograde transport, endosome to Golgi. Gene Ontology annotation, cellular component: trans-Golgi network. Lineage: Eukaryota; Metazoa; Arthropoda; Malacostraca; Decapoda; Portunidae. The coding region runs from base 24 to 3041 and encodes 1005 amino acids.
AGGAAGAAGAUGAGGAAGGCAAGAUGGCCACGGAGGCAGAUCAAGAUUCUGAUGACACUUGGAUUCUUGCCCUAGAGUCAGUGUUGCCAGAUUGUCUUGACGAUGAAGAGGUUAUCAACAUUACCAGAGGCAGGAUAUUGCCGGAGGAAUACAGGGCACAGAUUUGGCAUCUUUGCUUGGGUGGCGCUAGCAAGAUCUGUACCUUUUCACACUUCGAUGGAAUAUUUGACUUGCAAGAACAAAGUGUCAUAAGAGAAGAGUGUAAGAGCCUUGUGGACAAACUUGGCAAUGAGGAUGAAGACAAAGUUACUAUCUUGUGCAAUCUUGAGUCCAUCUUCACGCACUAUUGCAAGUCAAGAAACGUGAAAUUUGACAAGACUGCGUGCUGGACUGACCUGCUCCUCCCGUUACUGGCCGCCAAGAUGCCUGCUGACUCCGCGGCCUUCUGCUUCCAAGAGAUACUGGAGAGAUACGUACCUAGGGAGACACAGGCAGGGGCGCCCAUCUACCAUUUACUGAGGCUGCUGCUGCUCUACCACGACCCAGAGCUCUCCACCUUCUUGGACUCCAGAAAGAUCAACCCGGAUUUAUAUGCUACCAAGUGGAUUAAAAGCCUGUUCGCCUCCAGCUGUGAUUUGGAGGCCGUAUCUGCAGUGUGGGAUGUUUACCUCACUGAAAAGGAUCCAUUUUUCAUCCUAUUUUUGGCCCUCGUCAUCCUAGUCAACGCCAGAGAGCAGAUCUUGGCCAUGGAGAAGGAGAACAGAGCGGUAAUAAUUCAGCAGUUGGCAACAGUUCCCGCCAAUUUGAGGGUCCAAGAUGUGCGAGAUUUCUGCGCUCUUGCGAGAUUUUACGUGCUUAGAACCCCAAGGACCUACAGAACGGACUACGAGAGAGAAAUCUUCGGUUCAGUCUUCCUUGGAGGAGAGAAGAAGAAGAAGAAGAAGAAGAAGAAGAAGAAGAAGAAGGAGGAGGAGGAGGAGGAGGAGGAGAAGACGUGGCCACAAGAAGAGGAGGAGGAAGAAGAGGAGGAGGAAGAAGAAGAUUUACCUCUCUCUCAGUCUCUCUGUCUCUCUGUCUCAGCGGAGGAAAUAUUGGAGAUGUCUCACUUCGUUGCUGAUGAUGACUAUGAUCAGGUUCGGUUCUUCCUGGUGGAUUGCCGCCCUCCUGAUCACUACAACAGCGGCCACCUCACUAAUUCAUUCCACUUAGAUGCCACUCUUAUGCUGCACCACCCACCGCAGUUCACCACAGCGGUACAAGGGCUUCUACUGUCCCAAAGAUGCGCUGUUCUGAGUGGCGUGGCAGGCGAGCAUCUCUGUUUUAUCGGGGCGGGCAGGGAGCAGUCCGACAGUGACCUCAAUAUGGUACUCUCCUACUUCCUGCAAAGGGGAGAGAAGCUUGUGUCCGUGGCCAAGGGAGGCUAUGCUGCGCUCCACCAAUGCCUAGGCUCAGAUUUGGCACUCUUGUCUGAUCACAACGCUAAACAGUGCUUGGUGUGCAGUCCAGCCCUCUCGAAGGCUGUCCACCAAUCAGCGCCCACCUCUCAGCCUGGCGAUCUCUCAGCCAAUGGGAGCGCAGUGUUUCAGCCUCAGACGUCCACCUCUGGGCUGACCAAUCGCCUGGCUUCCUUCUCCAGUGUCUUCAAGAGCAGAUCCACGGAGAUGCGAGAGAAGCUAUUUGACUACAUUACAAACCCAAAUGGUCUUGAACAAACUACUAUUACACGUCACAUUAGUAGUGGGGACCGAGGCAAGCUGUACAGGCAAGGAGACGUCUUUAGCAUUGAAGAUGAAGACGAUAAUUUAAGUAAUUUUAAGGGAUUUUGGGAGGCGGGACAGUUGGUUCAGAGCGAGCAGUUGGUUCAGAGCGAGGACAGUUGGUUCAGAGCGAGCGGGAGGCGGGACAGUUGGUUCAGAGCGAGCUGGAGACGGGACAGUUGGUUCAGAGCGAGUUGGUUCAGUUGGUUCAGAGCGAGCGAGGCGGGACAGUUGGUUCAGAGCGAGCGGGAGGCGGGACAGUUGGUUCAGAGCGAGCGGGAGACGGGACAGUUGGUUCAGAGCGAGCGGGAGGCGGGACAGUUGGUUCAGAGCGAGCGGGAGGCGGGACAGUUGGUUCAGAGCGAGCGGGUUGGUUCAGGCGGGACAGUUGGUUCAGAGCGAGCGGGAGGCGGGACAGUUGGUUCAGAGCGAGCGGGAGGCGGGACAGUUGGUUCAGAGCGAGCGGGAGGCGGGACAGUUGGUUCAGAGCGAGCGGGUUCAGAGGCGGGACAGUUGGUUCAGAGCGAGCGGGAGGCGGGUUCACAGUUGGUUCAGAGCGAGCGGGAGGCGGGACAGUUGGUUCAGAGCGAGCGGGAGGCGGGACAGUUGGUUCAGAGCGAGCGGGAGGCGGGACAGUUGGUUCAGAGCGAGCGGGAGGCGGGACAGUUGGUUCAGAGCGAGCGAGCGGGAGGCGGGACAGUUGGUUCAGAGCGAGCAGAGCGAGGCGGUUCAGACAGUUGGUUCAGAGCGAGACGACACACAGUUGGUUCAGAGCGAGCAGUUGGUUCACACAGUUGGUUCAGAGCAGAUUUAAGUACAGUUUUCAGAGUAGAGACGACACACAGUUGGUUCAGAUAUGAAGAAGGAAGAGGAGGAGGAGGAGGAGGAGGAGGAGGAGAAGAAGCAGAAGAAAAUAUGGAAAAGAUUAAUUUGAAGGAUUUAUUGAAGAGACCUGAAGUUAUAGCCUCGUUCAAUUGCCAACAAGUGAAAGAGAAUGGAAAGGUUCUCAAGAGCGUUCUGGUGUUAAUGGACAAAACGUUGAUCGUUGUGAGACAAACUCCAUCCUGUGGGCGUCUUGUGGCGAGGCGAAAUUUGGCCUCUGUUGUUAAGAUUACUUCAAAAAAGAGGCAUCCGAAUUUCAUCACUUUUAAAUACGGCGCUGCUGAUGACGAUGAUGAGCUGAUAGUCUCCGAUAUGGAUAGGUUCGUCAUUCCUCACGCCAGCCACGCCACCAAGCUCAUCAAGGAACAGAUCAUCAAGGAAAUGCAAACAGAGAAACACUGAACAACACUAAACAACACAUUUGAGCCAAUUCCGCUCUAAAAACAACACAUUUGACCCAAUUCCGCUCUAAAAACAACCAAUUUGAGCCAAUUCUGCUCUAAAAACAACAUAUUUCAGCCAAUUCCGCUCUAAAAACAACACAUUUGAGCCAAUUCCGCUCUAAAAACAACACAUUUGAGCCCAUUCCGCUCUAAAACAACACAUUUGAUCCUAUUCCGCUCUAAAAACAACCAAUUUGAGCCCAUUCCGCUCUAAAAACAACACAUUUGAUCCCAUUCCGCUCUAAAACCACACAUUUGAUCCCAUUGCGCUCUAAAAACAACACAAUUUGAUCUCAUUCCGCUCUAAAACAACACAUUUGAUCCCAUUCCGCUCUAAAACAACACAUUUGAUCCCAUUCCGCUCUAAAACAACACAUUUGAUCCCAUUCCGCUCUAAAACAACACAAUUUGAUCCUAUUCCGCUCUAAAAACAACACAUUUGAUCCCAUUCCGCUCUAAAAACAACACAUUUGAUCCCAUUCCGCUCUAAAAACAACACAUUUUAUCCAAUUCUGCUCUAAAACAACUCAUUUGAUCCCAUUCCGCUCUAAAACAACACAUUUGGCCCCAUUCCGCUCUAAAACAACACAUUUGAUCCCAUUCCGCUCUAAAACAACACAUUUGAUCCAAUUCCGCUCUAAAACACCACAUUUGAUCCCAUUUCAACACAAAACAACGCAAAAACAACACAUUUGAACCCAUUCCGCUCUAAAACACCACAUUUGAUCCCAUUCCGCUCUAAAAACAACACAAUUGAUCCCAUUUUAACACAAAACAACGCAAAACAACACAAUUUUAUCCAUUUCCGCUCUAAAACAACACAUUUGGCCCCAUUCCGCUCUAAAACAACACAAUUGAUCCCAUUUCAACACAAAACAACGCAAAAACAACACAAUUUGAUCCUAUUCCGCUCUAAAAACAACACAUUUGGCCCCAUUCCGCUCUAAAAACAACACAAUUUGAUCCUAUUCCGCUCUAAAAACAACACAUUUGAGCCAAUUCCGCUCUAAAACAACACAUUUUAACCCAUUCCGCUCUAAAAACAACACAUUUGAUCCCAUUCCGCUCUAAAAACAACACAUUUGAUCCCAUUCCGCUCUAAAAACAACACAUUUGAUCCCAUUCCGCUCUAAAAACAACAUAUUUUAUCCAAUUCCGCUCUAAAAACACCACAUUUUAACCCAUUCCGCUCUAAAAACAACACACUUUGAUCCAAUUCCGCUCUAAAACACAAUUUGACCCCAUUCCGCUCUAAAAACACCACAUUUUAACCCAUUCCGCUCUAAAACACCACAUUUGAGCCAAUUCCGCUCUAAAACCACACAAUUUAAUCGCAUUUCGUUAUAGAGUUUACGAAUUUUGGCGGUGUUAAGUGAAGGCGGAUGAGCGUCGGUAGAUUUAGAAGACGGUAAAUCGCCCAAUUUUUCCCCGCUUUGAGAAAAAUAGCUAUUAAUUCAAAUUAUUAUAUAUAUAUUGUGUGUGUGUGUGUGUGUGUGUGUGU